Molecule: messenger RNA, 1599 nt
Organism: Dentiscutata erythropus
Lineage: Eukaryota; Fungi; Glomeromycota; Glomeromycetes; Diversisporales; Gigasporaceae
Source: the annotation of a GenBank genome assembly
AUGUCUUUUUCACCUUCACUACUACAUGAAGCUCCGGUUGAAGAAGAAGAGCUCUAUUCUAGCUGGGCUUUAUUGAUCCAAACUGUUUUGUUAAUUCUUGCAUUAUGGGCAAGUUAUUAUUUACAAAUAAAACAAAUUCGUUCUAUCCAUGAGACGGUUUUAUCAGUAUUUGCCGGAAUGUUUGUUGGAUUAAUUAUUCGACUUUCUCCUGGCUACAUAAUCCAAGCGAUGGUCUCCUUCAAAUACUCUUAUUUCUUUAAUCUUCUAUUGCCUCCGAUCAUUUUAAAUUCGGGAUAUGAAAUGAAAAAGGAGAAAUUUUUCAAAAAUUUGGGGGCCAUCUUAACCUUUGCACUUCUAGGUACUUUUAUCUCCGCCGUUGUAAUAGGCAUUUUAACGGCGAUAUUAGCUUUGACCGGGAUAGAUUCUUUAUCUCUUAGCUUGCUUGAUUCCAUGAUUUUUGGCUCAGUACUCUCAGCAACUGAUCCUGUGACUGUACUUACAAUAUUUCAAACUUUGAAAGUUGAUCCGCAGUUGUAUGCGAUCAUUUUUGGUGAAAGUAUAUUGAACGAUGCUACGGCUAUCGUACUUUAUGAAACUCUGAAACAAUACCGUGGUGAAGAUUUUCAUUUGGCAAACAUUUCUCACGGUGUUCUUUCUUUUUUCGUCAACUUUGGAGCCUCCUUAUUCUUUGGCGUUCUAUUUGGAUAUUCAAAAUUAUACAAGUUUCCACCAAUUGAAUCAUGUAUCGUCGCAUUGAUGGCAUAUGCUUCAUACUUGUUCUCUAAUGGCUGUCAUUUGUCUGGAAUCGUGUCUCUUCUAUUCUGUGGUAUUACGCUUAAGCACUACGCGUAUGAUAAUAUGUCUUUAAUGACCAAACGAACUACAAAAUAUAUGUUUCGCGUUUUGGCCCAAUUAUCGGAAAAUUUCAUAUUUAUCUAUCUUGGAUUAACUUUAUUUACUAAACCGACUCUUGAUUUCAAGCCAUUCUUUAUAUUUUUCACUGCGAUCUUUAUAUGCGUAUCUCGAUACUGUGCCGUGUUUCCACUUUCAAAUUUGUUAAAUGCUAUUGCGCGUUAUCGUAAACGGUCAGAAAUACUUCCAAGUAAACAUUCUAUAAUGCUCUUUUGGAGUGACAUUAAUUAUUCCUCUUUUAAAGGUUUACGGGGUGCUGUGGCGUUUGCAUUAGCAUCUGGUCUCAAAGGACCCAAUGCUAACGCUAUGAGCACAACUAUUUUAGUAGUAGUGGUACUUAGUGUUAUCGUAUUUGGUGGUACAACAAGUAGAAUGUUAGAAAUUCUUAAAAUAGAGACAGGAGUGGACGAAGGAGAAAUUGAUAGUGAUGAUGAAGGUUAUAGUGAAUAUAAUGAUUAUAAUCACGUACUAACGAACUCACAAGGAUCAAUUGCAUCAUCUGAUACUGAAAAUAUUAAUAAUUCUAAUGCUCAUUGGUUUAUAUCAUUUGAUGAUAAAUAUCUUAAACCAUUAUUUACGCGUGAGCGUGAUCAAGAUACAAAGCCUGAAGAUAGGUGGCAUCAUGAAAGAAGAAAUAAUGAUGAAAUCGUUGGUUUAAGGAUCGAAGUACAAAAACAUCCAAGUUAG